Bursaphelenchus xylophilus (pine wood nematode) is the source of this 2708-nucleotide messenger RNA. The record is from the annotation of a GenBank genome assembly. NCBI's taxonomy places the organism in Eukaryota, Metazoa, Nematoda, Chromadorea, Rhabditida, Aphelenchoididae.
AUGGCGUCAAAUCAGUCGCCGCCCAAUCCGAGCACCUCCAAAUUCGCAGUCGAAUGUCCUCCAGAGAAUCCGAUUGAAUAUAUCGAGUACAACGGAGAAGAACAUCUUGUGCCGUAAGUUGUUUUAUCUUUUAUUCUCUUUGACUUUUAGGUGAAAAUAUAAUACCUGAAUUUAUUACAGACCCCCUCGAUUUGCCGAUUUGAUCACAAAGAAUGCGGAGAAGAUCCAAUGGCGGCAGAUUGUUGGCCAGAUGACUCUUCUGGAUCUGUAUGAUGAUCAAGACAGCGCUGAAGUCAAAGAGGCCAAAAAGAUUCUCCAAACAACCCAAGCAGUCAGAGAUCAAGCCCGGGAAAAGGUUGAACCUGUCGCCGGACCAUGGGCAUCAGUUGCCAAGCUUAUGUAGUAAGUAUUUUUGAUAUCUUUUGUCUUGUCUUUUAGGGGGAAAGUAUAAUUUCAAUUUCAGCCAAUCAUUACAAGAGAUUGAUGUUCUCCUGGAUGUUUUGAGGAUAUCCAGGACACCCUACUUGAAGCCCGAGCAGGUCGCUUCAACUAUGCCUGAAGAUUUGACUGGAGAACAGCUCAAUAAAACCAAAGGGUUCCAUUUGGCGUCAAGACGGAAGGUAUAGAUAAUAUAAUUAUAUUAGGCUAGUCAAGUACAACAUCGAAGUUUUGUACCAUUACUUUUUUAGGCAUUUGACGAGGCCAAGAAGCUCUUAGAGAUGUUUAAACACAACAAUCGAGAUAUUAAUGCGAUGAAUGAGAAGUCACAAUUCUUCGAUGAGCUGAAGAAAAUGAGAGAAAAUUGGAGAAUUCGGAAAGUAAACGAACUCAUAUUUGGAGAUCUUGGAUACAGGUUAUGUAAGCUUCCCUGUUCUUGGUUGUUAUGUCAGUUUAGAUGGCCCAAAGUUUCAACAAUCAGAGGUGUUCGAUAUUUUUUGGAACCCUAAGGUGAAUAACCAAACUGGGAAAGGAUCCGUCCAAAUCCAAGUCCCAAAACAUCUGCAAAGGCGGACAAAACUGUCAGUCAGUGUGAUGGCAGGUGAAGAAGGUUUUCGUAAUUAUUUUACUUUCAAGUUUAGACUCUCAAGAGAACCACGACCUAAUCUUCGCUCAGAAAGAUUUUUCUUAUAAUUUUGAUGACUCCAGUUCUAUGGUUGUUCCAUGGGAAAAUGCUCUGGAAUGGGCACAAGAGAGUCUCAUAUGCAGGGAUAUAUUCAUUCAGGUGAGUUGACCAGGUUUUUUGGUGUGAAAUUUGAGUUUAAAUUAGAUCAUGUCAAGUGUAAUAUAUAAAUUUUUAGUUGACCAAAGAAGCGGUUGCCGAGAAGCAUGUGUGUAUCAUCACAGACAACUCUUUGACCGUCUGUUUGUCCGAUGGAAUGCUCUUGAAGUUCGAAAUGCAUUAUUUCCCAUUCCAGGUACCUAAAAUAAUAUAAAGUUUUUAUUUUUUACCUAUUGUUUUAGGAUGGAGACAUGCCAGAGGUCGGAGAUCCGUAUUUAAAUAUGAGUAUGAGAGAAUUAUUUGUCUCAGAUGUCAUCAAACCCAAAUAUCGCCCUCAAUUGUUUGUUGGAGCCCCAUUAUCAACUCUUCCAGAGGCCCUAGAUCUUCGAGGAGCGCAAGGACUGUCUGCUGAAGAGGUGAGGAGUCUUAUUUGAAUUGGAUUUAUUUGAUUCUUUUAGUUGAUGAUUAUUGUUCGAGGACCUUAUUUUAGGCAUUUGACGAGACUUAUUUUUACUUCUUUUGUAAUAUUGAUGAGAAUUUUGUUUUUGACAUAGAAGGAAGAUAGUAAUACUAUUAUUUUCGGUUUUUUACAAAUUUAUUUCAAGACUAAAUUUAUUUUUAAAGAUUUUUUGGUCAAUGCAUAGUAUAAUGUCCAAAUAUUUUUAGAUAAAAAGCCGCUAUCGUCCCCCUCAGCCGCUCCUGACUCGAAUGAUCCGUCGUUCCGAUCAUUUUAUCCUGAUAGAUCGUGUCACUGAAGUCCUAAAUCGUCAUAUGGUGCUCCGAGAAGACCCAUCGCUAACAUGGAAGUGGCUGAGGUGCACAUCUAUCUUCUCCAUUAUCUCAUGUCAACUCCAAAGCCGUCCGGAUAGUCACAAUCGAUUCAAUUUUAUGAUCCAAAUCGGCUCGAACGAAGUGAUGGUGUUGACCAAAGAAAACAUGGUGAUCCAAUGCUUCAGACAGAUGCCAUUGCUCAGCCAGGCCAUUCAUACUAUGGUGAGAGGGUUUUUUGAUAAGUAUAGAGUUUAGUUGAUGAUUUGAGAGAGAUUUGAAAUUGUUUUAGGCAUCAAGUUGUCAGCUCUACACGACCUCCAACUUUGCCCGCCAAUAUGGAUGGCAAGUUCUGCAUGCCAACAAUAAUGCCUACGGCAAAGAUGGAGUUCCAGCACCCACCUUGUACGCCUGCAAUCAAAGCUGCACAAAGUAAGCGAUUUUGGGACUGGGUAAAAUACUUUUUUACUCUUUGGUUCAAGGAUAAUAUAAAUUUUUGCUUUUCAGGCGGUUGUUCGCCCAAUUUUUCGCCGAUCAUCGCUUACCGAAAGUGUUUCUGAAGUAUGAAGAUUGGCCCAAACCAAAUGAUGACCCAUUAUCAGAUGAACAAAUGUCAUCAGAGGAGUUUUUGUUAUCCUUCAGACCUGUAAAUCUCAACAGAAUACCCGGCUCCAGCUUCAUGAAGAAGAUUGAGUACAUUCUGACCAUGUUCCGCAACUAA